UCUAUAUCUCUCUCUGUGCAAAGUCCACCAUCAUCCGGUUCGCCAAAAUGAUGACGGCAAUGGUGGGAUCUCCAUGGUUAAGGAUCAGGAUGGUGCCUGAGGUCUCCCCGUCUUCAUUUCUUCUCCACAAAUCAAUCUCCCCGUCUUCUCUCCGUUCCAACCGUUCAAUCUGCACUAAUUGGUGUCGCUUGCAUAGUAAGACCAGCAACUCAUCUAUUUUCCGGAGAAGAUUCUCAAUUAAGGCCUCUCACUCCGACGGGGAAGUUCGCGUUCGCUUCGCUCCUUCGCCUACUGGCAAUCUUCAUGUUGGCGGAGCCAGAACUGCUCUAUUCAACUACUUAUUCGCCAGGUCCAAAGGAGGCAAAUUUAUUCUCCGAAUUGAAGACACUGAUUUGGAACGAUCUACUAAGGAGUCAGAGGAAGCUGUGUUGCGAGAUCUUACUUGGCUUGGUCUUGAUUGGGAUGAAGGUCCUGGUUUAGGUGGAGAAUAUGGUCCAUAUAGACAGUCUGAAAGAAACAUCCUUUACAAGCAGUAUGCAGAGAAGCUUCUAGAAGCUGGUCAUGUUUAUCGUUGCUUUUGUUCUACUGAGGAGCUAGAGAAGAUGAAGGAGAUUGCCAAGUUAAAGCAAUUGCCUCCAGUAUACACCGGGAAGUGGGCAAAUGCUCCGUUGGAGGAAGUUGAAGAAGAACUUGCGAAGGGGUCACCUUAUGUGUAUCGAUUUCGUGUGCCCAAGGAAGGAAGUUUAAAGAUUAAUGACCUUAUUAGAGGAGAAGUAAGUUGGAAUCUUGAUACGCUUGGAGAUUUUGUGAUAAUGAGGAGUAAUGGACAGCCUGUGUAUAAUUUCUGUGUAACUGUUGAUGAUGCUACCAUGGCUAUUUCACAUGUCAUAAGGGCGGAAGAACAUUUACCAAACACUCUAAGACAAGCACUCAUAUAUAAGGCCCUUGGUUUCCCGAUGCCUUAUUUUGCACAUGUAUCGUUAAUUCUCGCACCUGAUAGGAGUAAACUGUCAAAGCGUCAUGGUGCAACUUCAGUUGGUCAGUUUAGGGAGAUGGGUUACUUGCCCCAAGCAAUGGUGAAUUACCUUGCAUUGUUGGGUUGGGGUGAUGGAACUGAAAACGAGUUCUUUACGUUGGAACAACUUGUCGAGAAGUUUUCAGUUGAGCGUGUUAACAAGAGCGGGGCCAUAUUUGAUUCGACCAAAUUAAGGUGGAUGAAUGGUCAAUACCUUAGGUCUCUUCCUUCGGAUACGUUAACCAAGGGUAUUGGUGAGUGCUGGAAAAGCUCUGGAAUUCUUACUGAAUCGGACGGGCUGUUUGUUGAAGAGGCAGUCCAGCUUUUGAAGGAUGGGAUUGACUUGAUACCAGAUGCUGACAAAGCACUUAAUAGUUUACUAUCCUAUCCUUUACAUUCUACAUUAGCAAGUCCAGAAGGAAGACCUGUAUUGGAAGAUGGUCUUCCUGAAUUUACAAACCAACUGUUGGUUGCAUAUGAAAGUGGCGAAUUCUUAGCAGCCCUUGAGAAUGGUCAUGCUGGAUGGCAAACAUGGGUUAAAAGUUUUGGCAAAUCACUCAAACGCAAGGGAAAAUCUCUAUUCAUGCCCCUUAGAGUUCUGUUAACCGGCAAGCUCCAUGGACCAGAUAUGGGUUCAACCAUACUUCUACUCCAUAAGGCAGGAAAGCUUAAUGUGGUUGUUUCUUCUCCCCAAUCUGGUUUUAUCACAUUGGAUGAAAGGUUCCAGUUACUUAGAGAUAUCAAAUGGGACUCGUUUAACGAAGACCAAACAGUCUCAGAGAGUCCGGCGGUUGUUUCUCGUUAAGAUUAAUUGUUUCGAUUUGUUGCUUUAAUUACUAUGAAUUAGCUGCUGAAAUUUUUGUAUAUCAACCAUGGUGUCGAACAAUGGGUGAAUUAUUUCGGCUUGAGAGUAGAUUUUAAUAGAAACCUUGUUAAGGC
Messenger RNA from Impatiens glandulifera, 1954 nucleotides. RefSeq names its product glutamate--tRNA ligase, chloroplastic/mitochondrial. NCBI's taxonomy places the organism in Eukaryota, Viridiplantae, Streptophyta, Magnoliopsida, Ericales, Balsaminaceae. The coding region runs from base 48 to 1820 and encodes 590 amino acids. Gene Ontology annotation, molecular function: glutamate-tRNA ligase activity; zinc ion binding; tRNA binding. Gene Ontology annotation, biological process: glutamyl-tRNA aminoacylation. The transcript has 12 exons. The record is from RefSeq and is a predicted model, not a curated record.